AUGGCUGCCCUUCAAACUGUCGAAGUUCCACACCUAGGUGGCAUCAAAGCUGGAUAUGCCUUCUCUAAGGACCACUAUGAUCCUUCCAAGCCGACAUGCGUGCUCAUGAAUUCGAUGUGUAUGACCGUAUCUCUCUACCGUGAUCAAUUCAACAAUAGGGCUCUCACGGAUGCCAUGAAUCUUCUGGCCAUUGAGCCAUUAGGCCAUGGCUCUACCAGUUCUCCUUCGGAACACUUUACGUACUGGGAUUCUGCUCACAUGGCCUUACAGGUCAUGGACCACUUCGGGAUUCAGAAAGCGUUCGCCCUAGGAACAAGUCAGGGGGGGUGGAUCGUGACUAGGAUGGCUCUCCUAGCCCCAGAAAGGAUUCUCGGUCUCAUGCCCCUUGGAACCUCCAUGGAUUAUGAAUCCUUGGAUUCUCGGUCCAAGGGCUGUUGGGAUCCUGCUGCCAAUCUCAUGGUGUUUUAUGAGAAGUGGACCAGUCCCUCGGCUACGCCCGGCUUUAUUGUGGAUGAUGUCUGGUGUGGACUAGUAGGAGGAAUUGGGUUUGGUGCCCAUGCCGAUGAAACAAAAUCUGCGUUCUGGACUCAGACAUUGAAGGAAGUGUAUAAGGGUGAUGAGGGCCGGAAAAAGGUCCGAAUGGCACUCAAUUGCCUACUUGAGAGGGAUGGGCUCCUACUUCGGAUCGGGGAUAUUAAAUGUCCUGUUUAUUGGCUACAGGGAACUGAAGAUACUCCUUUUGGGAGGAUCGUUCCUGCGGAACAGAUUCAACGUUUCACCUCAUCUGUGGAGGCUAAAUUGGUGAUGAUUGAAGGGGGUGCACAUUAUCUGAAUGCCACCAAUCCCAAGGAGGUGGAUGAAGCCCUUCUAGAUUUAUUAGAAUACAAGACUAUCACGGUGCUGGCCUUCGUGACGGUUUGUCUUCGACUACUCGCCCGUUAUGAGAGGGCGCAAAAGCUGUGGUGGGAUGACUAUAUGAUCAUCUUUUCUAUGUUAUGGAACCUGGUCGUUGUCGGAUUCAUCUAUGCCAUGAUUCAAAAGGGAAUGGGUCUUCAUGCAAGCACUAUCCCUCCGGAGGACGUGGUUCUGAUUGCGAAGUACCUUGUUGUGGCCGAAGUCCUCUAUGUGUUCAACCUGGUUUGGACCAAACUGAGCAUUCUGCUCAUGUACUAUCGGAUCUUCCGCUUUCCUUACUUCAAGACAUGGGCAUACAUCAUUGGAAUCUUUGUUAUACUUUGGGUGAUCUGCAUAACCUUUCUCUUCAUCUUCAUCUGCGUCCCCGUCCAGAAACUAUGGUAUCCCCAGAUUCCAGGGCGGUGCAUCAAUCAGGUUGCUACAUGGGUUGCCAACGCCGUCUCAACGAUCGCAACCGAUGUUGCAAUUUUACUCCUUCCAAUUCCACAGGUAUGGAAGCUCCAACUUCGUAUUGAGGAGAAGAUAGCCGUUUCAAUUGCCUUCAGCUUGGGAUUCUUUGUCGUCUUCGCCUCCGCCUACCGUUUCUCGGUCCUCUUCAGUUACACCCCAACUGAUUCCUCCUACACUCUUGCCCCAACAGUUGGCUGGACCGCAAUCGAAAUGGCCGCCGGCAUCGUUUCCGCCAACCUCCCAACCCUCCGCCCUGCUUUCCAUUUCGGGGCACGCAUGCUAGGUAUCCAAGGUAGAGUUCUGGCUCUCUUUAGAAGUACAAACAGAACAACUGCCAAAUCCUCGGACAAUGUCACUCAGCCUUCAGGGGCAGCGGAAUCCACAGCUGCCAUCAUUCAGCAUACCAAGCAUCCGAAACGGCAUUCUUUCUAUCAAUUACCAGAUGAUCCUAACCCGGUAGGAGAACAGUCACGGAUGGAUACCUCGUUUAGGCCAGACUAUGAUAAUUCGAAGACCUACACCAAUGUGCUAGGUCCGAAGAUUGGUGAUCAUUCUGAUGGAGACGAGGUUCCUCUAACUGAGAUAAGAGUCAACAAAGAGUUCACCCAGACUACGCACUGA
Penicillium griseofulvum is the source of this 1986-nucleotide messenger RNA. Its product is annotated as alpha/beta fold hydrolase. Lineage: Eukaryota; Fungi; Ascomycota; Eurotiomycetes; Eurotiales; Aspergillaceae. The record is from RefSeq and is a predicted model, not a curated record. The coding region runs from base 1 to 1986 and encodes 661 amino acids. The transcript has 7 exons.